Messenger RNA from Moesziomyces antarcticus, 1335 nucleotides. RefSeq names its product 60S ribosomal protein L31. Gene Ontology annotation, biological process: cytoplasmic translation. The coding region runs from base 1 to 1335 and encodes 444 amino acids. The record is from RefSeq and is a predicted model, not a curated record. Gene Ontology annotation, cellular component: ribosome; cytosolic large ribosomal subunit. NCBI's taxonomy places the organism in Eukaryota, Fungi, Basidiomycota, Ustilaginomycetes, Ustilaginales, Ustilaginaceae. The transcript is spliced from 4 exons. Gene Ontology annotation, molecular function: structural constituent of ribosome.
AUGGCGGACACCAAGCAGACUCAGAAGGGCAGGAAGACCCGCUCGGCUCUCAACGAUGUUGUGACCCGCGAGUACACCGUCAACCUGCACAAGCGCGUCCACGACACCGCCUUCAAGAAGCGCGCUCCCCGCGCCAUCAAGGAGGUCGUCGCCUUCGCCCAGAAGGCCAUGGGCACCCAGGACGUCCGUCUCGACCCCAAGCUCAACCAGGAGGUCUGGAAGUACGGUGUCAAGAACUUCCCCCGCCGCCUGCGUGUGCGCCUCGAGCGCAAGCGUAACGACGACGAGGGCGCCAAGGAGAAGCUCUACACCUACGCCAUGCCCGUCCUCGGCCUCGGCACCUGCAAGGGCCUCCAGACCACCGUCAUCGACCAGGAUGCCACGGUCUCGCAGUCAGGGCCGUCGUCUCGCUUUUUUCACACUGCUGCAUCCGCUGUCGAGGCAACGCUGCGAGCUUGCGUUGUUCUCCUCGCCAGUCCCAUCCGUUCCCGAUACUGGGGCGAUGAUCUAUUUAGGUCUCGCUUCAUCCUGUACCUCUACAAAAAGCAAAGCUCUACCACCAAAACAAGUCUGUUUACGCCAGCACGUCGUGUGCGACCGACCGCCAGUGUGAUGUCGAUGCGCACUGUGUCAGCGCAGUUGUUCGGCAUUGAAGGAGCAUUUCCGUGGGCUGAGACGGGCGCUUUCGAGCGCAGCACGUUCGCGAGAGACUGUGAAACGCCAGUGCAACCUUCAAUGAGUCGGCCACAAAUGGCUCACUUCUGCUCGGAUCUCCCGGAAGGUGCAAAUGUCAGCCCUCCAUCGGUUUCCACGGCCCAGAAUCGACGCCUCGGAUGUCCCGCUUCCUUACCGCCACUUUGCAGUUCGUCGGGGCAUCAUCGCAGAGUCACACUCUGUGGGGCAGCGGAAAGGCUUCAGUGGGCGCAGGGCGUCCAGAGCCCACCGCUUUGGCAGCACCUCUGUGGAGGCAGCGGGCUGUCACCAGACCCUGCGUGGGUGUCCUCUUUCGCCCAAGUCGGCGAUGCUGGGCUCAGCCACUCUGUGCUCUCAGGAGGUGGGCCUCGACAGUCGCCCGCCGCCUUUACCUCACGGGAAUCGACGUCCGCAGCGCCGUCUGUAGCCGACGAUCAGCGAGCACGGACUCCAUCCCGGCUUGCCGCUGAUCCCGGCUCUGCCUGCCUCCGCUCGUUUGCGCCAGAGCCUCCGCUGCUGCUGCUGCCUGUCAUCGGUCUACUGCGCCUCGCAGGUCCGCUGAGCUACGACCGUGGCGUCUCAUCUGCAGAGCCCCUUUGGACCCUCGAUUUGCCUGGCCAACCGACGCCGUCGUUUCCUUAG